AUGUCAUCAAACAAUAAUCCGAGUAUAAUCAACGUUGAACGAAUUUGUAGCAGAGACGGAUGCACAUAUCAUACCAAAAAUCGUUUCAGAUCAGCCAAUGCAGUAUUUGAAUAUCGAAUCUUGGGAUAUUCCAAAGGUCUCGCUGAUCCAGAUUUUAACAAACCUGGCCGAAUAGAUUGCCUGUUAGGAGCAGAGAUCUUUUUCAAGUUAUUUAUUGAAGGUCAAAUAAAACUAGCAGGUAGUCUUCGAACACUUCAGAAUUCUAUUUUUGGAUGGGUUGUAGCUGGCAAUAUUGAAACUUCAAAUUCAAGCACGGCAACUUGUGGCAUAUGCAUUACUAAGGAACUAGAAGAAUCUAUAUUGAAAUUCUGGGAAUCAGAGGAAAUUCCAGAUUCAACUUCGAAACUUACAGAAGACGAAUUGCGUUGUGAGUCACAUUUUUUGAAACACACUUUUCGAGGAAGUGAUGGCAGAUUUGUUGUGAAACUCCCUCUAAAGAAUCAUCCAUCAGUGUUACCAGAUACAAAAGGAAUCGCUUACGAGAGGUUCAAGACAAUCGAGCGCCGUUUCAUUCAAAAUCCUGAUCUAAAGAAUCAAUAUGUUUCAUUUAUGAGGGAAUAUGAAGCAUUGGGACACAUGACAAAAUUCAGCGGUAGCGAAAUAAUAUCUCCCCAAUAUUUCAUCCCUCACCACUGUGUGCUACGUCCAGACAGCUCAACAUCAAAACUGCAAGUUGUAUUUGACGCAUCAGUACACAAAUUAUCAGGGCCAUCACUAAAUGACAUAAUGUUUAAUGAUCCAAAAGUUCAAGACGAACUGUUUUCGAUUUUGCUCAGAUUUAGAAUGCACAAAUAUGUUUUAAAAACUGAUGUGGAAAAAAUGUACCGUCAAAUAUGGGUUAACAAAGAUGAUCGAAAUUUGCAACUCAUAAUGUGGCGAGAAAAUCCCACAGAACCACUUAAUUAUUAUCAGUUGAACACAGUUACUUAUGGCACAAGAGCAGCGCUAUAUUUAAUUGGCGGAUGA
Teleopsis dalmanni is the source of this 1026-nucleotide messenger RNA. RefSeq lists its product as uncharacterized. The record is from RefSeq and is a predicted model, not a curated record. Lineage: Eukaryota; Metazoa; Arthropoda; Insecta; Diptera; Diopsidae. The transcript has a single exon. Bases 1 to 1026 code for a protein of 341 amino acids.